This is a messenger RNA of Microthlaspi erraticum, 1629 nucleotides long. The record is from the annotation of a GenBank genome assembly. NCBI's taxonomy places the organism in Eukaryota, Viridiplantae, Streptophyta, Magnoliopsida, Brassicales, Brassicaceae.
AUGGCGACGGCUUCUGUUAGAUUUUUGUCAAGGAACGAUCACAAGAAGCAAAAAGAAUUAGAGGAAGCUCGUAAAGCCGGUCUUGCUCCUGCCGAAGUAGAUGAAGAUGGAAACGAAAUCAAUCCUCACAUACCUAAGUUUAUGUCCGAUACUCCAUUUUAUUUGAAUCUCGGAAAAUCAGAAAAACCUAGUUUAGACCAUCAAAGGCUUAACAAGAAGAGUGAUCAUGCCAAGGACGCAGAGACAAAGUGGAGAUGCUACGACAGAGGUGCUAAGGUUCAUCAAGCUUCAAGUUUCCGAAAAGGGUCAUGUAAAAACUGUGGUGCUUUGACGCACGAUCAUAAAUCAUGCCCGGAAAGACCUCGCAAGGUCGGAGCCAAGUUCACAAACAAGAACAUCGCAGCGGACGAGAAAAUCGAGAGCUUCGAAAGCGACUACGACGGCAAAAGAGACCGAUGGAAUGGUUGCGAUACUUCGAAACACUCUAGAGUGAUGAGAGAGCGUUACGACGCUAUAGAGGAAGCUCGGACGAAGUAUCUCAAAGAGGAGAAGAUCAAGAAACUAGAAGGUAGUGAUGGAGCUGACCAAGAAGAAGAAGAAGAUGGUGAUGAUGAGUUACGUGUUGAUGAAGCUAAAGUUGAUGAGAGCAAGCAGAAGGGUUUCGGGAAAGUCGAGAAGCGUGUUCGAACAACUGGUGGUGGUAGCACAGGAAGUGUGAGGAAUCUUCGUAUCAGAGAAGACACGGCCAAGUACCUUUUGAAUCUUGAUCUCGACUCUGCUCACUACGAUCCCAAAACUCGAUCCAUGCGUCAAGAUCCGCUUCCAAACGCAGAUCCUAACGAGAAGUUUUACUCGGGAGAUAACCAUUACAGAAACAGUGGACAAGCUCAAGAGUUUAAACAGCUCAACGUCCACGCAUGGGAAGCGUUCGACAAGGGACAAGACAUGCACACGCAAGCCGCUCCGUCACAAGCUGCGUUGCUUUACGAGGGAUUUAGGGCUGCAAAGGAGAAGCUGAAAUCUCAGCAAAAGGAGGCAAUGACGGCGAAGUAUGGGAAUGCUUCUACGAAAGAUGAGAUUCCGAUGGAGCUUUUGCUUGGACAAAGCGAGAGACAAGUUGAGUAUGACCGAGCAGGGAGGGUUAUAAAGGGACAAGAAGUGAUAGUUUUGCCAAAGAGCAAGUACGAGGAAGAGGUUUAUGUUAACAACCAUACUAGUGUUUAUGGGUCAUGGUGGAAAGAUAGUCAAUGGGGAUACAAAUGUUGCCAGCAGACGAUUCGGAAUAGCUACUGCACAGGCUCUGCUGGGAUUGAAGCUGCGGAGGCUGUUCUUGAUCUGAUGAAGGCUAAUGUUGCUCGCAAAGAAGUGGCUUCUGAAGAGAGGGCAAAGAAGAAGGGUAAAGAGAAGAGAAUGGUUUCAUGGGGAAGUGAUGUUCCUGAAGAUAUGGAGUUGAAUGAGGAAGCACUUAGGAAUGCUCUUAAGAAAGAGGAUGAGCGUAAGAGAGAAGAGAAAGAUGAGAGGAAACGUAAGUAUAAUGUUAAAGACAGUAAUGAAGUUACUCCGGAGGAGAUGGAAGCUCACAGGAUGAAGAGAGUUCACCAUGAAGAUCCAAUGAAGAAUUUUCUCUGA